Messenger RNA from Anolis sagrei ordinatus, 2277 nucleotides. RefSeq names its product methylcrotonyl-CoA carboxylase subunit 1 (gene MCCC1). Gene Ontology annotation, molecular function: ATP binding; methylcrotonoyl-CoA carboxylase activity; metal ion binding. The record is from RefSeq and is a predicted model, not a curated record. Gene Ontology annotation, cellular component: mitochondrion. Lineage: Eukaryota; Metazoa; Chordata; Lepidosauria; Squamata; Anolidae.
UCUCCCUCCGGUUCGAGCAAACAUGGCGGCGUCGGAAUGGAGGCGGAAGGCCCUGCGAGGGUUGCUUCGGUGCCCAAAAUGGAUUUGGGUAACGAGAUCCAGAAAUUAUGCAUCUGCAACAGCAGGACAAAGUAAUAUUGAGAAGGUCCUUGUGGCAAAUCGAGGUGAAAUAGCAUGCAGAGUAAUGCGAACAGCUAGGAAGAUGGGAGUGAAGUCAGUGGCUGUUUACAGUGAUGCUGACAGGAACUCAAUGCACGUGGCAAUGGCAGAUGAAGCAUAUUGCAUUGGUCCGCCGCCAUCUCAGCAGAGCUAUUUAGCCAUGGAAAAGAUAAUGCAAGUGGCCAAAAAUUCAGCAGCACAGGCCAUCCACCCAGGCUAUGGCUUCCUCUCGGAAAACACUGAAUUUGCAGAACUCUGCAACCAAGAAGGAAUCAUUUUUAUAGGACCUCCUUCAUCUGCUAUCAGAGAUAUGGGCAUCAAGAGCACUUCCAAGGCCAUUAUGUCUGCUGCUGGGGUUCCUGUGGUCGAAGGUUAUCAUGGUGAAGAUCAGUCUGACAAGUGCUUGGCAGAGCAAGCCAGAAGGAUUGGGUAUCCAGUCAUGAUCAAAGCAGUACGAGGAGGUGGAGGAAAGGGCAUGAGGAUUGCUCUCUCAGAAAAAGAAUUUCAGGAACAACUAGAAUCAGCCAGGAGAGAAGCAAAGAAAUCUUUCAAUGAUGAUGCCAUGUUGAUAGAGAAGUUUGUAGAUAAUCCAAGGCAUGUGGAAGUUCAGGUGUUUGGAGACCACCAUGGCAACGCAGUCUACCUGUUUGAAAGAGACUGCAGUGUACAGAGAAGGCAUCAGAAAAUUAUUGAGGAAGCUCCUGGACCAGGAAUUACACCUGACGUGCGACGGAAACUUGGAGAAGCAGCUGUAAAGGCAGCUAAAGCUGUGAAUUAUGUUGGAGCAGGAACAGUUGAAUUUAUAAUGGAUCGUGAACAUAACUUCUAUUUCAUGGAAAUGAACACCAGGCUGCAAGUGGAGCACCCAGUUACAGAAAUGAUUACAGGGACAGACUUGGUGGAGUGGCAGCUGAAGAUUGCUGCGGGAGAGAAAAUUCCUUUGACUCAGGAAGAGAUCUUGCUCAAGGGCCAUGCCUUUGAAGCCAGAAUCUACGCUGAAGACCCAGAUAAUAAUUUCAUGCCAGGGGCUGGACCCUUAUUGCAUUUGUCUACACCGCCUUCUGAUAGCUGCACCAGGAUAGAAACUGGGGUAAGACAAGGAGAUGAAGUUUCCAUACAUUAUGAUCCAAUGAUUGCUAAAUUGGUUGUCUGGGCUGAAGAUCGUCAAGCAGCUUUGAGGAAAUUAAGAUAUUGCCUUCGACAAUAUAAUAUUGUAGGGCUGAACACUAAUGUUGAUUUCUUAUUGAAUCUCGCGGGCCACCCGGAGUUUGAAGCCGGAAAUGUUCACACCAGUUUUAUCCCUCAACAUUAUGAUGAGCUCUUUCCAGCCAAAGGAGCCAUAUCAAAAGUAUCUUUGUGUCAGGCAGCUCUUGGACUCAUCCUGAGAGAGAAAAUGAUGACAGACACUUUCAGGCUUCAGUCAGAAGAUAAGUUCUCCCCAUUUGCAUCCAGCAGUGGUAGAAGACUAAACAUACCCUACGUUAGAAACUUGACUCUUCUAGAUGGUGAAAAUAAUGUGAAUAUGAGUGUUACCUACAAUCAUGAUGGAUCAUACAACAUGCAGAUACAGGACCAGUCUUUCCAUGUUUCUGGAUGUGUUUCAAGCGACGGUGCUUCAGAUUACAUAAUAUGUUCAGUAAAUGGAAUUAUUUGUAAAUCCAAGAUGGUAAUUUUGGACAAUUCCAUUCACCUCUUCUCACCGGAAGGCAGUGAGCAGAUUGGUCUUCCUUUGCCAAAAUACCUCUCUGGAACUAGUGCCGUGGGAGAGCAGAGUGGGGCUGUGGCCCCUAUGACAGGAACAAUAGAAAAGGUAUUUGUGAAAGCUGGGGAUAAAGUCCAGGUUGGAGAUCCGUUAAUGGUAAUGAUAGCGAUGAAAAUGGAGCACACCAUUCGUGCCCCAAAAGCAGGAAUCAUAAAGAAGGUUCUUUAUCAGGAAGGAUCGCAGGCCAACAGACAUACUCCACUAGUUGAGUUAGUGGAAGAAGAAUUGGAGUCAAAAUAAUUUCCAUUGAAUGGAGGUGAUGAGUUUUGAUUCUUUCUUGCUUCUUUUUUAUUCUUCAAGAAAUCAUCUUCUUAUUUUAUUCAUUGAACGGAUCAGUAAUAAAUUGCUCUUAUUGA